Prunus dulcis (almond) is the source of this 849-nucleotide messenger RNA. RefSeq lists its product as uncharacterized. Gene Ontology annotation, cellular component: chloroplast thylakoid membrane. Gene Ontology annotation, biological process: thylakoid membrane organization. The transcript has 3 exons. The coding region runs from base 84 to 728 and encodes 214 amino acids. NCBI's taxonomy places the organism in Eukaryota, Viridiplantae, Streptophyta, Magnoliopsida, Rosales, Rosaceae. The record is from RefSeq and is a predicted model, not a curated record.
AGAUCUUUAUGCAGUUGAGAGCUGACAAGAAAAGGUCAGAGAAGAAAGAGUAAGGGACAGAAUCUGAGAAUCUAAAGUCGAAAAUGAUUAGUGGGGUUUUAGCUUCAGCUUUCCCACAAGCUGUUUCUUCUCUGCUGUCUAAACCCAGAGCCAGCUGCUGUUGCUAUGCAUCCAGCUCUGUUAGUGGUCACAAGCCAUGCUCAUCAGAUCCCAAGCUCCGAAGUUUUGGCCUUUUUGGUACGAAGGGGUCUCAGAGAAGCAGAGUGCACUGCAGUAGUAGCAGCGGACCUGGCUCUGGUGAUGGUGAUAGCAGGAGUGUUCUGGAUGCCUUCUUCUUGGGGAAAGCUCUAGCAGAAGCCAUAAAUGAGCGUAUUGAGUCCAGUGUUGGUGAAUUUUUGAGCACAAUUGGUAGGCUGCAAGCUGAGCAACAAAAGCAAGUAGAAGAGUUCCAGGAAGAUGUACUGGAAAGAGCCAAAAGAGCGAAAGAGAAAGCAGCGCGCGAGGCAGCAGAGGUGCAAGGACUCGCAAAACAACCUACAGCGGAACAUAUAACACCAGUCACAAUCACCAAUGGCGUUACUCAACUAACUUCAACAACCCCGACCACCACCAGUAAUGUCACUCCUGUGAAUCAACCCUCAUUGUCUGGGCCAGCUUCCCCAGCAACUGCGAAUGAACCAGGUCCUGCCGAUGAAGACACAAUUUUUGGGGUGCCAAUUGAAGAAUGAUGUCCAUCUUCAUGUAUUCGCAUAUCUUACAGCUUCCAGCCAACACAGUUGGUUUUUAUUGCAGUGUAGAACACUCCCUAUAAAUUUCAUAAUAAGUUACCGUUAGUCUUGGGUUGUCAAA